Messenger RNA from Gamsiella multidivaricata, 654 nucleotides. Its product is annotated as Longin-like domain-containing protein. The coding region runs from base 1 to 654 and encodes 217 amino acids. The record is from RefSeq and is a predicted model, not a curated record. Gene Ontology annotation, molecular function: SNAP receptor activity. Gene Ontology annotation, cellular component: ER to Golgi transport vesicle membrane; SNARE complex; Golgi membrane. NCBI's taxonomy places the organism in Eukaryota, Fungi, Mortierellomycota, Mortierellomycetes, Mortierellales, Mortierellaceae. The transcript is spliced from 6 exons. Gene Ontology annotation, biological process: endoplasmic reticulum to Golgi vesicle-mediated transport; vesicle fusion with Golgi apparatus; retrograde vesicle-mediated transport, Golgi to endoplasmic reticulum.
AUGGUCAAAACGACAAUGAUUGCUCGCGUCUCAGACGCACUACCCUUGGCUGCCUCUAUCGAUGAUGAGCAGGUGGAGAUGGAGCUCAAGGAGUACAAGUCGCAAGCAAAGCUCAUUUUUCGCAAACUGAACAUGAACUCUGAGAAGCGAUGCUCGAUCGAGUCAGGGAGCUAUGUGUUCCACUACAUCAUUGACCAUGGUGUGGUCUACUUGUGCAUAUGCGAAAAGAACUAUCCGCGCAAGCUGGCCUUUACAUAUCUGGAUGAUCUCUCCAAGGAAUUCUUUAUGAGCUAUGGCAACGAGAUCGACCGCCCCGGUCUUCGACCCUACGCAUUUGCUCGCUUUGACACAUUCAUGCAAAACACAAAGCGCUUGUACCAGGACACCAGAACGCAAUCAAACCUGACAAAGCUCCAUGAGGACCUUCAAGAUGUGACCAAGAUUAUGACUAAGAACAUGGAGGACCUGCUCUAUAGAGGAGAGACGCUGGAUAACUUGCAAGGAAAAUCAGAACUGUUGCUGAGGGACUCUGCUCGGUAUCGCAAGACGGCCAGAGAUGUGAACUUGCAAGCACUGUACCGCAAAUACGGACCGCCUGUCAUUGUGGGCUUUGUGUUUUUGCUGGUCAUCUACUGGAGGUUCUGGUGGUAUUAG